AUGUUCGGCUUUGGUAACCACGAGGAGGCGGCUGACUUUGUCUACAACCAGGACCCGCAGCAGCACCAGUCCAAGUUCUCGCACGAAGCCGUUGGGUUCGGUGCGGGUUUCGUCGCCAUGCGCGAGUACGAGAAGCGCCAGGAACGCAACGGCGAACCCAUCAAGCACGGCAUGGCCAAGGAGAUCCUCGCCGGCAUCGCCGGCGCCGAAGUCGACAAGCUCUUCGAGACCAAAGGCCUCGACUUCCUCGACCGCGAGGAGGCCAAGCGCCACGCCCGCCAGCAGGCCGAACAGAUGUACGACCAGCAGUACAACUAA
Kalmanozyma brasiliensis GHG001 is the source of this 318-nucleotide messenger RNA. Its product is annotated as Protein of unknown function DUF3759. NCBI's taxonomy places the organism in Eukaryota, Fungi, Basidiomycota, Ustilaginomycetes, Ustilaginales. Bases 1 to 318 code for a protein of 105 amino acids. The record is from RefSeq and is a predicted model, not a curated record. The transcript is spliced from 2 exons.